GGAAAUUACGGGCUGUAAUAGGCUUUAUAAUGGGCCUUAUUUGGGCUUUGAAUUCCAAAGAAAUAAUCUUUCUUUUCUUUUCUUCUUCUUCUUCGUCUUCGAUUUUCUCUCUCAACGCAAACUCGUAAGCUGCUUCCAUUUUCCCUUCUAGACCAUUGAUUUGUUCUUCGAAAAAACCGUUCUUUCUUUUGCCUCUCACUCUAGUUCCUUCUCUCAUUUCUACUUCUCUAGCUUCACUGACUUGCUGCUACCACUAAAUCUUGGCAUUUGUGGAAAGUUGGGAAUUUAGGGUUUUUGGGUGUGUGUGUGAAAACAAUGGAAGCACUAGUUGUUGAUGCUGGCUCUAAGUUCCUGAAAGCAGGAGCAGCAAUUCCUGACCAGUCUCCUGCAAUGAUAAUUCCCUCUCAAAUGAAACGAAUGGUUGAUGAUGGGUCUUCUUCAGCUGAUAACCCCACCACUGUCUUUGAGGAUGUCACUCUUGAUCCUAUUGAAAGGGGUUUGAUUAGAGAUUGGGAUGCUAUGGAAGAUCUGUUGCGUUAUGUUGUCUACACUGGGCUUGGAUGGGAAGAGGGAAACGAAGGCAAUAUACUUUUUACAGAUCCACUUUGUACUCCUAAGGCUAUUAGGGAGCAAUUGGUGCAGUUGAUGUUUGAAACAUUCAAUGUCUCUGGAUUUUAUGCAUCUGAGCAAGCAGUGUUGUCCCUUUAUGCUGUUGGACGCAUCUCCGGUUGCACUGUUGAUAUUGGUCAUGGGAAGAUAGAUAUUGCCCCAGUUCUUGAAGGUGCAGUACAACACAUUGCCUCGAAACGGUUUGAGCUAGGUGGAACCGAGCUAACUAAAUUAUUUGCCCAAGAGCUUGGAAAAACCAACCCGUCGAUGAAUCUCAGCAUGUCUGAUGUUGAAAAACUCAAGGAGCAGUAUGCAAACUGUGCCGAGGACGAAAUUGCUUACAAAAAAACCCAAAACUGUGAAAUCGAGCAGCAUACUCUUCCUGAUGGACAGGUGAUAAGCAUCGGGCGAGAGAGAUACUCGGUUGGAGAAGCUCUGUUUCAGCCAUCAAUACUGGGACUGGAGGAGCAUGGAAUCGUUGAGCAGCUUGUCCGGAUUAUCUCCACAGUGUCAUCUGAGAACCAUAGGCAGCUCUUGGAGAACACUGUACUUUGUGGUGGUACAACCUCCAUGACAGGAUUCGAAAGUAGAUUCCAGAAAGAAGCAAACUUGUGCUCAUCUGCCAUUAGGCCAACACUGGUGAAACCGCCAGAAUAUAUGCCGGAGAAUUUGGGGAUGUAUUCGGCUUGGGUUGGAGGAGCCAUACUAGCUAAAGUGGUGUUUCCGCAGAAUCAGCACGUUACUAAAGCAGAUUAUGACGAGACUGGACCAUCAGUGGUUCACAGGAAAUGUUUCUGAAACCAUAGACUAUAAAACGAUGUUGUUGUUGUAGCUGAGGAUUUUUUUUUUGGUUGGCUUUGGUUUGAAGAUGUGGACCAGAUUAUGUAGUACAUUUCAAAUUAUGGCUUCCAAAUAUCGACUAAUAUGUGUUCAAUGAGCCCUUUUCUGAAAACAUUGACAAGGUAACUUUGCCAAUGCCAACACACACCCAUUGUCAGUGGAACUCUAAAUGGUUUUGCAGAUAUGUAACCAGUGAAACUCUUGGUUUUGAUGCAGAGAAUGGCCAAGAUCCUCUUUUUCAUUUUGUUUUGAGAUCUUUAGUACUUGUACAAUCAAAUAACACAGUCCCUUUUUGUUUUGUUGGUGUUGUUUGCUGAAAUUCGAGAAGGAAAGGGUCAGUGUUAAUGUCUAAACAGAAUUCAAUUUUUUUUAUUUUGUAAAUUGGUUGCCUCUUUACCUUGUU
This is a messenger RNA of Arabidopsis thaliana (thale cress), 1852 nucleotides long. It is a transcript of the gene ARP7, whose product is annotated as actin-related protein 7. The coding region runs from base 316 to 1407 and encodes 363 amino acids. Gene Ontology annotation, cellular component: cytoplasm; nucleus. NCBI's taxonomy places the organism in Eukaryota, Viridiplantae, Streptophyta, Magnoliopsida, Brassicales, Brassicaceae. The transcript has 5 exons. Gene Ontology annotation, biological process: cytoskeleton organization. The record is from RefSeq and is marked reviewed.